ACCACCACCACCACCACCGCGUGGCACGGUUGAGCAUCUUCGUGCCAGUAGCGCACAAUUAAGUGGCUCUAACAGCACGAAGGGCCCCCCACAUCUGCGAGGCAUGUGCUGACUUAAGCAGCGGGUAACGCCGGCGAUGUUGGACGACCACGACGUCGCGCAGUGUUGCAGCGUGGGCUUACUCGCCGCACCACAGCACCAUGAUCCCGCCGGCAAUCUCGGUUCGAUUUGGGGGGCUGGCCCAUGGCUCACAUCAGCAGCGGAAGCGCUGUCCGUCGUGAGUGACGACCAAGCCCUCUUCGUCGAUUCGCCCGCGUUCGUGUCCUCGGCGCUCCAGGGCACGGCGAGCGCGCCCGUGGGUGUCCCCUCUUCGCUCCUCAAGGGAGAGAUGACCGCCUCGGCUCCCGGUGAAUUCACGCAGGGUGGCCGGCUGAGCCCUCUUCCCCAGACCGAGUGGUUGGCGCAGGGCGGGCGCGUGAGCGUCAAGCGAGAGUACGAGCACAUCAACGGCAGCAGGGAGUCGCCGGUUGAUUGCAGCGUGACCAAGCGAGCUAAGAUGCCUGCACCGGGCGCGGUGGAGGCGUCGCAGCCGGGGUACGGCGGCUACCUGGACGACAAGGGGCUGCCGCCGCCCAACACAACGGCCAGCGAGCGUCGGGUCAUUGUACCGGCCGACCCGACCCUGUGGACACCUGAGCACGUGCGCCAGUGGCUCGAGUGGGCUGUGAAGGAGUACGGCCUCCUGGAGGUAGAGCCGGCUCUAUUCCAGGCCGUGGACGGCAAGGAGCUCUGCAAGAUGAGCAAGGAGGACCUCAUGCGUCUCACGACGGCCUACAACGCCGAAGUGCUGCUGUCGCACUUGAACUACCUCAGGGAAAGCAGCUCCGCAUUCGCCUACCCCAACGCGUCGGCUUACUCGGAGCAGGCGGCGAGACUCGCCACGAAGCCAGACCCAUCUUCAUAUGACAGCAUCAGGCGCACAGCGACUUGGACAGGCGCUCCGACCACCCCAACCACUAAAGGGAGCACGCCCAGCGUGCAGAGCCUAAACAAAUCCACCGAGGGGCGCACACAACCUGAUCCCUACCAGAUCCUCGGACCGACGAGCAGUCGCCUCGCUAACCCCGGGAGCGGCCAGAUCCAGCUGUGGCAGUUCCUCCUCGAGCUGCUCUCCGACAGCUCCAACGCCAACUGCAUCACGUGGGAGGGCACCAACGGCGAGUUCAAGAUGACCGACCCGGACGAGGUGGCGCGCCGCUGGGGCGAGCGCAAGUCCAAGCCCAACAUGAACUACGACAAGCUGAGCCGCGCGCUGCGCUACUACUACGACAAGAACAUCAUGACCAAGGUGCACGGCAAGCGCUACGCCUACAAGUUCGACUUCCACGGCAUCGCACAGGCGCUGCAGCCGCACCCCACCGAGUCGAGCGUCUACAAGUACCCGUCGGAGCUGUCCUACGUGUCGCCGUACCACGCGCACCACCAGCAGAAGAUCAACUUCGUGUCGCAGCACCCGCCGCCCUCGAUGCCCGCCACCACCUCGAGUUUCUUCGCGGCCACCGCGCCCUACUGGAGCUCGCCGGCGGCUCCUGGCAUGUACCCGGCGCCGCCCGGAGUGGCGCGGCACCCCAGCCCCCACGUGCCCUCGCACCUGGGCACCUAUUAUUGAGCGUGGUGGUGGUGAUGGGGGUGGUGGUGGGGCUGGUGGUGGGGGAUUAGAAGGGUCGGGGGUGGUGGCGGUAGCAUGCCAUGCCGAGUGGUUGGUAGUGGGUUCCUGUAGUGGUUGUAGUAGUAGUGGUGGUGGUAGUCACCUGUGCCGGACUUGCAAUUUUCCUGUGGGUUGGGGGGGGGUUGGAGAAGCAAUGUUACAAAGUGUACCCAAAAAAGUAGUUCCUGUGUGGGGUUAGGCCACAACCCACGCGACGUCACCGGGUGGAUGGGACAACGUCGCAAGGCACAACUUGCUUGCAACUCCCCCCCCCCCCUCGCCAUCCAUUCGCCCCACUCCUGCAACGUCUGGACGAUGCUUGCAAACGAGCACUGAUGCGGUGUGAAUUUAAGAAGCAUGAAUAUCUUGACCAGAUAUUGAUGACAUUUUGUAUUCAGGUCACGUCAAAGUCAAAAGUGUUUUCCGGCUCAACUGACCAAUGUUUUUUCUGCGCGUAUUUUGUCUUCAUCACCUCUGAGCCAGUGGUGACAAUUCCACAUUCCAAUGACCGGGAGCAGUCCAUUGCACAUGACGACCACUGCUAGGACUUCCCACGGAGUGGUGGUAGUCGUUGCUAGCGAGCCCACAGCUGCGAUGGGCUGCCUCGGAAUGAAACUCUCCAGCCGAGUCAAGCGCUCCAUUCCACUGGGUCACCAGCACAGGAUGUAUCCCAAGUAGCGUAAUUUCAGACGUUUGGUAACGAACACCCCCCCCCUCCCUACUGCAGUGUCAACCCUGUGUGAGGAAGGGGGGGGGGCACAGUUUGCUUUGCGGAGAUCGCUGUCUCACCCACAGUCACCUGUUGCGGGCCAGACGAUCUGUGCCACCGUUUCUUCUGGGUACACUUUGUAAAGAUGCGGAGAGAAGAGCAACGAGAGACGAUUAAGUCUGCACCACCACCGCCACCACCACCACCACCAUCGCAGCAACAACAAGAACAACAACCAGACAUGUCUGCCUGUCAGCAACAGCAACAACAAAAGCUGAAUGACCCAGGCACAGUGAACAAAGAUGGACAGCGCGUGACAAUACGACGUGUCUCCUUGAGACAGGAACAAUGAUUUUUUAAGAGACUUUUUUUUUUAAAUGGCCGCUGUCGUCUUCAAGCAAGCGCCUGCUUGACCUCCUUGAACUCAAAGAGGUGCACCUCCUCCACUGGAUUUGUAAUACUGUAACCGUAAACGUGAGAAGAAUAUCCCUUGACGGAGCGCACUCACUCGCCACCAAAGUUCUCAAUGUGAUGUUGUGUGUCGAAGAAAACAAAAAUAAUAAUGAAACGCAAAGCAGCAUUUGUAAGGAGUUGUAUCGGGCACGACGGAAACUUGCCACGUGUGCUGCGUAGUUGCACUGAAAUGCGGAAAGGGAGAAAAAAAACCCUCUGUUACCCCAACUUAUUUUGUCUACCGCGCAUAGAAUAUCCCAAGGACCCAGAACCACUUGCUCUCACAAUCCUAAUCGUGUACUGUACAAUAUUAUUCGAAGCGCGUCCCGGUGUGGAAUUAUUUUGUCGUCGUCGUUUUUGUAAUUAAAAAAAGAAGCCUCUCUUCCACCACCACUUUGUGAAAACAACGAAUGCAAGGCAUUGCAAGGUAUCAUCCGCCCGUCUCCGGGGCCUGCGAGCACAAUCAACGCGUCGCGUAUCAAUUACUGAAAAGUGCCUUUCUUUUCUCUCGUGUUCCCCAUUUUGUGUGUGGGUUAAGACCAGCAGCAAAAUACGGCCGUAUUCGGGUAUUAACAAUAGGAAUAAUGACCUUUUUUCUUUUUCAAACAUUAUCCCGGAAAGAAGAAACCUCACCGAGUCUCAAGACUCUCGUCUUUUUUCCUGUAUUCAAGGUGGAUCCUGCUGAGGCUCGGGCUGCCCAAGAGGUCUCUUUGAGACCCGUGGGCAGAUUGCCACACAGGUUGGGGAGGGUUGGGGGCUGCUAUUCACGAGCAACUACAAGAACAUUCGGCCAGUUGUUGAGAGGGGGGGGGGGGCGCUUUUUGGUUGAGUCCUGGCGGCAAAUUGCCCUCAUUUUGCUCUGAUCCCCGCCCCCCAAGCCCCAGAUUUACAAGAAUUGGGUGGCGGCGUGUGGGAGUGAAAUCGAGCGAAGAGUCCAGGAGAAAACCCGCCACGCGUACGACGGGGGUGGGAGAUGGGGGUGGGGGGGUGACACUUUGGAGAUGUAUAAAAUAUGUGAGCACAAGGAGGAGAUAAACAAGCCACUCGUCAGUCCCACGCCGUCGUUUUUGUUGUUAAAAGCGCUUCAAAGAGCCGAGUCGCGCGACGUUUUUUUUUCUUCUGCUGUAA
Lethenteron reissneri (Far Eastern brook lamprey) is the source of this 3998-nucleotide messenger RNA. RefSeq names its product Friend leukemia integration 1 transcription factor-like. Lineage: Eukaryota; Metazoa; Chordata; Hyperoartia; Petromyzontiformes; Petromyzontidae. Gene Ontology annotation, cellular component: nucleus. The record is from RefSeq and is a predicted model, not a curated record. Gene Ontology annotation, molecular function: sequence-specific DNA binding; DNA-binding transcription factor activity, RNA polymerase II-specific. Gene Ontology annotation, biological process: regulation of transcription by RNA polymerase II; cell differentiation.